UCUGGAUAAAAGGGUCUGCUAAAUGAUCGCGUUAGUAACAAACCACCAAGCUCAUCCAAUGCUGUAUGUCCACUUGAUUGGCAAGUAUUCUAAAAUGAUUUCCCUGUAUUGAGACUCCCACCCCCCCAGCCAUUCAACACUUUGUUUAUGGGAAUCCCAGACUUGCCUCCUGGACUGAGGUGUUGUUCCCUUAGCUGAGACCUAUUUCUGUAGCCUAUGGAUGUCACUGUCCUGCCGAGGGCUGAUGCCGUGUAAGUACAACACCCAGGAAUAGUACUGCUCACUUUGCCCCCUGGUUACAAUGGAUGACAUCACUCAACAGAGAAUACUGGGAGGAGUCAUUCUUAAAGACAUAAUGGCAAGUACAUUUUCACCUCUUGUUUGCUUUGAGUCUACAGUAUAUCAGUAAACAUACUGAGUACACCCCGGCAGCCCCCCGCCCAGAACAGCCUCAAUUCAUCAUUCGACAUAAAUAAGGGAUCAUGGCUUUCACCUGGAUUCACCUGGUCAGUCUAUGUCACGGAAAGAGCAGGUGUUUGAAUCAACACACGUAUGACACGCCUGGUUGGUUGCAUAUUAACUAGAACGACUUCUGAAGAACUGUAAAGUGUAAUUUGGAACUGUUAUGAAUGCCUUGGGCAUGACUAGUCUACGAUACCACUUAUCAUAGAGAGGGUUUGUUAUACUAAUCAAUGGGUACUUUUGAAGCAAAUGGGAGGUACCUUCUUCACAAUGUAGCAGGCUAGGGAAGAGAAGAGAUGUGUUAUCGCCGGAACGUAAGUCACAGGAGCAUGGACUUGGCUGUCGCAAUCUACUGCACUUCUCAAUCAUAACAAAGAGUGGCACCUUCAAAUGGCAGCUCACAGUUCAACCCCUCUUGGUCAAGACCCAUUUCUUUCAAAGCGGAUCCUGCUUUUACUUGGAGAGAGACUGAGUGGAAAGAGCUCAGUGGGGAACACCAUCUUGGGAAAGAGGGAAUUUGACACAGGGAUAAUGACAACUCACAGCUCCAAGAGGAAGGGCACUGUUGCAGGAAGACAGGUGACUGUGGUGGACACUCCUGGAUGGUACGUCGGGAGAAGCACCCCUGGCAGUGUGGCACAGGAGCUGGGGCGAGCCCUGUCCCUCUGUUCCCUGGGGCCCCAUGCCAUCCUCCUGGUGGUCUCUGCCAUAGGGGACUUCAGUCAGGGAGAAUGGAGGGCCAUGGAGGAGCACCUGAGGCAGAUCCAGGCCCCUAUCUGGCAGCGAGCUAUAGUGCUCCUCACCCACGGAGCUGAGAUACCAAGAGGAACCUCUGCUGAGGAACACAUCCGAGGGAAGGGCAAGAGUCUCCUGUGGCUUGUGGAGAGGUGUGGGAACAAGUUCCAUGUUCUGGACAGCCACGCCAGGGACAAACAGGUUCAGGUCCAAUUGCUGUUGGAGAAGAUUGAUAGGAUGGUUGAGAUAAAUAGGCGUCCAAGGGAAAUACAGGAGAGGUUGUACACCCAGGUGAGAGAGAGCUUGAGGAUGGGAGGAGGGAAACAGCAGGGAGAGGACAUAGAAAUGCUUGUCAUGCAGGACAUGAGGACAAGGCAGAACCAGCGGGUCACAGCAGUGGUACCCAUAGAGACAUCUAAAUGUAGGCCAGCUGCGUUUGGCCUUGUGCUGCUGGGAAGAAGAUGUUCUGGGAAGAGUUCAGCAGGAAAUACCAUUCUUGGCAGAAGAGAGUUUGGUAGUGGCAAAAGAACAGUCCAUUGUGUGGUGGGACAGGGAGAGGUGGGAGGGAGGACAGUCGCGGUGGUGGACACUCCCGGUUGGAGUCUCUACGGUCUGUCCAACCCGAAGCAGGUCAGACUGGAGAUGAGAGGCAGUGCAUCCCUGUGCCCCUAUGGGGUAGUGUGUACAUUCCUCUUGGCCAUACCUGUUGACUCCUUCACAGAGAAAGAUAGGUGUGCUGUGGAGAAAUACCUGAGUGUUUUGGGUGAGGGGGUAUGGAGAAGCACCAUGGUGCUUUUCACCUAUGGUGAUGAGUUAAGAGGCAGAACCAUUGAGGAGCACAUUGAGAAGACUGGAGAGCCUCUCCGUGGGCUGCUGGCGAAGUGUUCUCACAGGUACCAUGUCUUAGAUAACAAUAUUAAGGGCGAUCUAACCCAGGUUGUCGAGCUGUUGCAGAUGGUGGAGCAGUUGUAGACACUGGAUCAUUCACCUCUGCGGAUAACACCCUGUUAUAUAAAAUGUUUGAAAUUAUACAUUGAUGUCUUAUCUAAAACAAAAUGUCUAUGUUCCUCUGUAUCCAGUCAAAUCAUUUAAAGGUCAACUGCAGCCAAAAAUGGGGUUUAAUAUAUAUUUCCACACCAUGAGGUUGGAAUAAUACUGUGAAAUAGUGAAAAUUAGGAUAAUGUCCUUUCAGUGUAAGAGUUUGAUAAAACCACCUGAAACUUCUGUGGUGGGAUAUAGUUUUGGUCUUUCCAUGGUGACAUCACCAUGCUGUAAUUUGACAUUCCUUGAUUAGACUAUAUUUGAAUGAAAACAUAGAUUAUAUUAAUUAAGUCAUGAUUGACUUGAUUAAGUUACCAAUGUUAGAUGUAGACAGUUCAGGAAUACUUACUUUUUCCCUUUUGAUAAGAAAUGAUCAUACUGUACUAAGUCUGUAUUAAGUUUUUAUUCAUGUAUUAAAUACAUUGGAAAUGAAAAGUAAGUCAACCAACACAAGCUUUACAUUAAUAAAAAUGUGUCGAGUAAAUUGCCACAGUAGAUUCUCUCUUGUAAACGAGGAAAUACCUACUAUCAAUAUCAACGGAAUUGGUAAUUCUCAAAUAGUUAAAGCUAUGCUUAGUCUGCUCAAACAUUAGGUUUAUUUACACUGGUAAUACCCACCAGACGGAUAAAUAGUCUUGAACAUUUUUGACAGCAAACAGUGCAGUCAACAUUGUUUUUCCUGUAUUUUCUAUCACAUUGUACAGCCGAUGAAACUAACACUGUAAAAUUGUGAGAAAAUGUGAUCACUGUUAUUUCCAGCCGCGUCCUCAGAGCAUGCGCAGACCAGCUGGCUGGUGUGUUUACGGACAUAUUCAAUCAAUCCCUAUCCCAGUCUGCUGUUCCCACAUGCUUCAAGAGGGCCACCAUUGUUCCUGUUCCCAAGAAAGCUAAGGUAACUGAGCUAAACGACUACCGCCCCGUAGCACUCACUUCCGCCAUCAUGAAGUGCUUUGAGAGACUAGUCAAGGACCAUAUCACCUCCACCCUACCUGACACCCUAGACCCACUCCAAUUUGCUUACCGCCCAAAUAGAUCCACAGACGACGCAAUCGCAACCACACUGCACACUGCCCUAACCCAUCUGGACAAGAGGAAUACCUAUGUGAGAAUGCUGUUCAUCGACUACAGCUCAGCAUUUAACACCAUAGUACCCUCCAAACUCGUCAUCCCUGGGUCUCGACCCCGCCCUGUGCAACUGGGUACUGGACUUCCUGACGGUCCAUCCCCAGGUAGUGAGGGUAGGUAACAACAUCUCCACCCCGCUGAUCCUCAACAAUGGGGCCCCACAAGGGUGUGUUCUGAGCCCUCUCCUGUACUCCCUGUUCACCCACGACUGCAUGGCCAUGCACGCCUCCAACUCAAUCAUCAAGUUUGCAGACGACACUACAGUGGUAGGCUUGAUUACCAACAACGACGAGACGGCCUACAGGGAGGAGGUGAGGGCCCUCGGAGUGUGGUGUCAGGAAAAUAACCACACUCAACGUCAACAAAACAAAAGAGAUGAUUGUGGACUUCAGGAAACAGCAGAGGGAGUACCCCCCUAUCCACAUCGACGGGACAGUAGUGGAGAGGGUAGUAAGUUUUAAGUUCCUCGGCGUACACAUCACGGACAAACUGAAUUGGUCCACCCACACAGACAGCGUGGUGAAGAAGGCAACAGCAGCGCGAUUUCAACCUCAGGAGGCUGAAGAAAUGUGGCUUGUCACCAAAAGCACUCACAAACUUCUACAGAUGCACAAUCGAGAGCAUCCUGUCGGGCUGUAUCACCGCCUGUUACGGCAACUGCUCCACCCACAACCGUAAGGCUCUCCAGAGGGUAGUGAGGUCUGCACAACGCAUCACUGGGGUCAAACUACCUGCCCUCCAGGACACCUACACCACCCGAUGUCACAGGAAGGCCAUAAAGAUCAUCAAGGACAACAACCACCCGCGCCACUGCCUGUUCACCCCGCUAUCAUCCAGAAGGCGGGGUCAGUACAGGUGCAUCAAAGCAGGGAACAAGAGACUGAAAAACAGCUUAUAUCUCAAGGCCAUCAGACUGUUAAACAGCCACCACUAACAUUGAGUGGCUGCUGCCAACAUACUGACUCAACUCCAGCUCACUUUAAUCAUAGAAACUGAUGGAAAUUGAUGUAAAAAAUGUAUCACUAGCCACUUUAAAAUGCCACUUAAUAUAAUGUUUACAUACCCUACAUUACUCAUCUCAUAUGUAUAUACUGUACUCGAUACCAUCUACUGCAUCGUGCCUAUUCCGUUCUGUACCAUCACUCAUUCAUAUAUCUUUAUGUACAUAUUCUUUAUCCCUUUACACUUGUGUGCAUAAGGUAGUAGUUGUGGAAUUGUUAGGUUAGAUUACUCGUUGGUUAUUACUGCAUUGUCGGAACUAGAAGCACAAGCAUUUCGCUACACUUGCAUUAACAUCUGCUAACCAUGUGUAUGUGACAAAUAAAAUUGGAUUUGAUUUGAUUUCUGAUCAUUGCUGGUUGAAAAUACAAUCUACACAUGAUUUUCUAA
Oncorhynchus nerka (sockeye salmon) is the source of this 4752-nucleotide messenger RNA. RefSeq names its product GTPase IMAP family member 8-like. The transcript has 3 exons. The record is from RefSeq and is a predicted model, not a curated record. Bases 853 to 2169 code for a protein of 438 amino acids. Gene Ontology annotation, molecular function: GTP binding. Lineage: Eukaryota; Metazoa; Chordata; Actinopteri; Salmoniformes; Salmonidae.